AUGAUCAAGGAUAUUAUAAAGAAUAAAUAUGAUUCUCCUUACUUAUCCUGGAAAAAGAUCCCAAAGCCGGUUAGAGAUAUAUGGUUUGGAGAAUUUCAGAAAGAAUUUAGGUGGUUGCCUGAGUACAGCACGAGGAUCAGAACAAAUUUUGAGAGGAGAGGAGCGACCCGUCUCAAGGACAUGUUCACGAACAUUAAAAAGUCCGGGCAGCAUCCUAAUUGGAUUGGAGAGGGCGUUUGGGCUGAUUUGAGUAGUGCUUGGGCGACCCCUGAGUUUGUAAAAAUGAGAGAGCAGAAUAAACAGAAUGGAGGCUCUGACUGUGGUGGUUUAUGUAGCUCUCUUCAUACUGGUGGAUCUGUACCUCACACGGAACAUAGACGGCGACUGGAUGAUUUUGUACGAGCUCGAGAAAGCCGCCAGUCCCUUGGUGAGGGAUCAUCUUCAGGAUCAGCCCACACUUCUGAGUAUCAUACUUGGUUAGAUGUUGUUGGUGGAAGACAGAGGGAGAGGAUAUAUGGCUUGGGUAUACAGGGCUAUGCUUAUGAGGGUUUCCGGCGGCUAACCGGCGAUUUAGCCGCCGGAAAGGACGAUACCAGACGGUUUUUAUGA
Dendrobium catenatum is the source of this 609-nucleotide messenger RNA. RefSeq lists its product as uncharacterized. The record is from RefSeq and is a predicted model, not a curated record. The transcript has 4 exons. NCBI's taxonomy places the organism in Eukaryota, Viridiplantae, Streptophyta, Magnoliopsida, Asparagales, Orchidaceae. The coding region runs from base 1 to 609 and encodes 202 amino acids.